This is a messenger RNA of Beta vulgaris subsp. vulgaris (sugar beet), 375 nucleotides long. RefSeq lists its product as hypothetical. The transcript has a single exon. The coding region runs from base 1 to 375 and encodes 124 amino acids. Lineage: Eukaryota; Viridiplantae; Streptophyta; Magnoliopsida; Caryophyllales; Amaranthaceae. The record is from RefSeq and is a predicted model, not a curated record.
AUGAGUAGAAGGAAUAAUCGAAGGAGUGGUAUGAGUAGCAGCAACAACAACAAUCAAGAGCUGGAUUUGAAGCUGAAUUUAUCAGUGUCAGCACGGCCACCAGCAACAGCAGCACCAAGGGUAACAGAAGUAGUAAGGAUGUCAACUUCUUCAUCGGAAGAUCAAUCAUCACCACCAAGAUCAUGUGUGUCGUCUGAAGAAAGUCUUAAAUACUCAAGCAGCCCUGAAACUACUUCCAUGGUUUUGGUAGGUUGUCCUAGGUGUCUUAUGUAUGUUAUGCUUUCUGAGGCUGAUCCUAAGUGUCCCAAGUGCAAGAGUACUGUUCUUCUUGAUUUCCUCCGCAACAACAACCACAACCAUAAUCUGAGUCAUUAA